Molecule: messenger RNA, 870 nt
Organism: Uranotaenia lowii
Lineage: Eukaryota; Metazoa; Arthropoda; Insecta; Diptera; Culicidae
Product: trypsin 3A1-like
Exons: 4
Coding region: 1-870 (289 amino acids)
Biological process (GO): proteolysis
Molecular function (GO): serine-type endopeptidase activity
Source: RefSeq, a predicted model, not a curated record
AUGUCUGUGCAUCGAUUCGAUUAUCGUUGUUUGAUGUUCUACCUGGUCGCGUUCGUGCCUCUGUGCGUAACAAAAACAGAUGGGGAUGAAUGGUCGGAGUUGAAGCCAGGAGUCAGCCAUCAGACGAACAUCAUCCCACCCCCUAGUUCAAUUUCCGAAAGUGAGCGAAAGGAAAGAGGAACAUUCCGGAUCAUCAAUGGUACCGGUGCUUCCAUCUCCGAAUUCCCGUAUCUGAUUUCGAUCCAAAGAAUAAAGGGAAAACUCAGGGAGCAUAUCUGCGGGGGAACAUUUAUCAGCACAACCUGGAUUCUAACGGCAGCGCAUUGCUUACAAGAUGAAUCACCGAAAAAAACUUUGGUUCGAGCCGAAUCGACGUUCCACGAUAAGGGAGGAAUUUUACUGCGCGUGGGCCAGUUCGUUGAACAUCCCCGAUUCAAUUCCGUGACCAAGGACUACGACUGUGGUCUGAUACGGCUCGGUCAGGAAUUCCAUCGGGCCGUUCCGGUGACGUUGAAGGCUGGCAUCAAACGAUUUCCUCCAGGAGAAAUGUGCACCGUUAUGGGCUGGGGCCGGACAGCUCGUGCAAGUAACAGCCAACGGGUGAGGAAACUUUCUGUUCCCAUCGUAAAGCAGCGAACCUGCAAGGAAGCUUAUGUUGUCAAUGAUGUGACCAAACGGAUGCUGUGUGCUGGCUUUGCUGCGGGAGGUCGGGACUCUUGUGAUGGUGAUUCUGGAGGGCCAUUGAUUUGUCGCUCGAUUCAAGCCGGAAUAGUUUCUUGGGCCAUCGGGUGUGCGGAGAAAAAUAGAUACGGAGUGUACAGCGACAUGUCAGCUAUGAGAAGAUGGAUUCGAAACAUAACAAAUGUCUGA